AUGGUGGCAAGCAGAGUCGCAGAGGAGAUGGGGGUGGCCCUUGGGGAGAGAGUGGGGUACAGCAUUCGCUUUGAGAAUGUCACCACGCAGGGUGUGACUCAGAUCAAGUUUCUCACAGAUGGGGUGCUUCUGAGGGAGAUGAUGGAAGACCCGCUGCUCUCCAGAUACAGUGUGAUCAUGGUGGACGAGGCGCAUGAGCGCAGCCUAGCAACGGAUAUCCUCCUGGGCCUCCUCAAGAAGGUGUGCUGGUGCUGUGUGCCAUGGGAUUGGAUCAUGGGAUUGGAUCAUGCGUUUGACUUCAACGAGAAGCCAAAGUCUCUACCGGAAGGCUCUCAGCUUCAAGCCCUUCCCAGGCGCAAGCCAGCGAUCAUAUCAGUGGAGGGGCGCAGCCACCCCGUGCAGCUGCUGUACCUCGAAGAACCCACCUCAGACUACCUGCAGACAGCACUUGACACUGUGCUCGCCAUUCACUGCCAGAUUCUCCUGCGUCUGGAGCUGCAGAUUCUCCUGCGUCUGGAGCUGCAGAUUCUCCUGCGUCUGGAGCUGCAGAUUCUCCUGCGCCUGGAGCUGCAGAUUCUCCUGCGCCUGGAGCUGCAGAUUCUCCUGCGUCUGGAGCUGCAGAUUCUCCUGCGUCUGGAGCUGCAGAUUCUCCUGCGUCUGGAGCUGCAGAUUCUCCUGCGUCUGGAGCUGCAGAUUCUCCUGCGUCUGGAGCUGCAGAUUCUCCUGCGUCUGGAGCUGCAGAUUCUCCUGCGUCUGGAGCUGCAGAUUCUCCUGCGUCUGGAGCUGCAGAUUCUCCUGCGUCUGGAGCUGCAGAUUCUCCUGCGUCUGGAGCUGCAGAUUCUCCUGCGUCUGGAGCUGCAGAUUCUCCUGCGCCUGGAGCUGCAGAUUCUCCUGCGUCUGGAGCUGCAGAUUCUCCUGCGCCUGGAGCUGCAGAUUCUCCUGCGCCUGAAGCUGGAGAUUCUCCUGCGUCUGGAGCUGCAGAUUCUCCUGCGUCUGGAGCUGCAGAUUCUCCUGCGUCUGGAGCUGCAGAUUCUCCUGCGCCUGGAGCUGCAGAUUCUCCUGCGCCUGGAGCUGCAGAUUCUCCUGCGUCUGGAGCUGCAGAUUCUCCUGCGUCUGGAGCUGCAGAUUCUCCUGCGCCUGGAGCUGCAGAUUCUCCUGCGCCUGGAGCUGCAGAUUCUCCUGCGUCUGGAGCUGCAGAUUCUCCUGCGUCUGGAGCUGCAGAUUCUCCUGCGUCUGGAGCUGCAGAUUCUCCUGCGUCUGGAGCUGCAGAUUCUCCUGCGUCUGGAGCUGCAGAUUCUCCUGCGUCUGGAGCUGCAGAUUCUCCUGCGUCUGGAGCUGCAGAUUCUCCUGCGCCUGGAGCUGCAGAUUCUCCUGCGCCUGGAGCUGCAGAUUCUCCUGCGUCUGGAGCUGCAGAUUCUCCUGCGUCUGGAGCUGCAGAUUCUCCUGCGUCUGGAGCUGCAGAUUCUCCUGCGUCUGGAGCUGCAGAUUCUCCUGCGUCUGGAGCUGCAGAUUCUCCUGCGCCUGGAGCUGCAGAUUCUCCUGCGUCUGGAGCUGCAGAUUCUCCUGCGCCUGGAGCUGCAGAUUCUCCUGCGCCUGGAGCUGCAGAUUCUCCUGCGUCUGGAGCUGCAGAUUCUCCUGCGUCUGGAGCUGCAGAUUCUCCUGCGUCUGGAGCUGCAGAUUCUCCUGCGUCUGGAGCUGCAGAUUCUCCUGCGUCUGGAGCUGCAGAUUCUCCUGCGUCUGGAGCUGCAGAUUCUCCUGCGUCUGGAGCUGCAGAUUCUCCUGCGUCUGGAGCUGCAGAUUCUCCUGCGUCUGGAGCUGCAGAUUCUCCUGCGCCUGGAGCUGCAGAUUCUCCUGCGUCUGGAGCUGCAGAUUCUCCUGCGUCUGGAGCUGCAGAUUCUCCUGCGUCUGGAGCUGCAGAUUCUCCUGCGUCUGGAGCUGCAGAUUCUCCUGCGUCUGGAGCUGCAGAUUCUCCUGCGUCUGGAGCUGCAGAUUCUCCUGCGCCUGGAGCUGCAGAUUCUCCUGCGUCUGGAGCUGCAGAUUCUCCUGCGUCUGGAGCUGCAGAUUCUCCUGCGUCUGGAGCUGCAGAUUCUCCUGCGUCUGGAGCUGCAGAUUCUCCUGCGUCUGGAGCUGCAGAUUCUCCUGCGCCUGGAGCUGCAGAUUCUCCUGCGUCUGGAGCUGCAGAUUCUCCUGCGUCUGGAGCUGCAGAUUCUCCUGCGUCUGGAGCUGCAGAUUCUCCUGCGCCUGGAGCUGCAGAUUCUCCUGCGUCUGGAGCUGCAGAUUCUCCUGCGUCUGGAGCUGCAGAUUCUCCUGCGCCUGGAGCUGCAGAUUCUCCUGCGUCUGGAGCUGCAGAUUCUCCUGCGCCUGGAGCUGCAGAUUCUCCUGCGUCUGGAGCUGCAGAUUCUCCUGCGUCUGGAGCUGCAGAUUCUCCUGCGUCUGGAGCUGCAGAUUCUCCUGCGCCUGGAGCUGCAGAUUCUCCUGCGUCUGGAGCUGCAGAUUCUCCUGCGUCUGGAGCUGCAGAUUCUCCUGCGUCUGGAGCUGCAGAUUCUCCUGCGUCUGGAGCUGCAGAUUCUCCUGCGCCUGGAGCUGCAGAUUCUCCUGCGUCUGGAGCUGCAGAUUCUCCUGCGUCUGGAGCUGCAGAUUCUCCUGCGUCUGGAGCUGCAGAUUCUCCUGCGUCUGGAGCUGCAGAUUCUCCUGCGUCUGGAGCUGCAGAUUCUCCUGCGCCUGGAGCUGCAGAUUCUCCUGCGUCUGGAGCUGCAGAUUCUCCUGCGUCUGGAGCUGCAGAUUCUCCUGCGCCUGGAGCUGCAGAUUCUCCUGCGUCUGGAGCUGCAGAUUCUCCUGCGCCUGGAGCUGCAGAUUCUCCUGCGUCUGGAGCUGCAGAUUCUCCUGCGCCUGGAGCUGCAGAUUCUCCUGCGUCUGGAGCUGCAGAUUCUCCUGCGUCUGGAGCUGCAGAUGAAUCUGCGUCUGGAGCUGCAGAUUCUCCUGCGCCUGGAGCUGCAGAUUCUCCUGCGUCUGGAGCUGCAGAUUCUCCUGCGUCUGGAGCUGCAGAUUCUCCUGCGCCUGGAGCUGCAGAUUUUCCUGCGUCUGGAGCUGCAGAUUCUCCUGCGCCUGGAGCUGCAGAUUCUCCUGCGCCUGGAGCUGCAGAUUCUCCUGCGCCUGGAGCUGCAGAUUCUCCUGCGCCUGGAGCUGCAGAUUCUCCUGCGUCUGGAGCUGCAGAUUCUCCUGCGCCUGGAGCUGCAGAUUCUCCUGCGUCUGGAGCUGCAGAUUCUCCUGCGUCUGGAGCUGCAGAUUCUCCUGCGUCUGGAGCUGCAGAUUCUCCUGCGCCUGGAGCUGCAGAUUCUCCUGCGUCUGGAGCUGCAGAUUCUCCUGCGUCUGGAGCUGCAGAUUCUCCUGCGCCUGGAGCUGCAGAUUCUCCUGCGUCUGGAGCUGCAGAUUCUCCUGCGCCUGGAGCUGCAGAUUCUCCUGCGUCUGGAGCUGCAGAUUCUCCUGCGUCUGGAGCUGCAGAUUCUCCUGCGUCUGGAGCUGCAGAUUCUCCUGCGCCUGGAGCUGCAGAUUCUCCUGCGUCUGGAGCUGCAGAUUCUCCUGCGUCUGGAGCUGCAGAUUCUCCUGCGUCUGGAGCUGCAGAUUCUCCUGCGUCUGGAGCUGCAGAUUCUCCUGCGCCUGGAGCUGCAGAUUCUCCUGCGUCUGGAGCUGCAGAUUCUCCUGCGUCUGGAGCUGCAGAUUCUCCUGCGCCUGGAGCUGCAGAUUCUCCUGCGUCUGGAGCUGCAGAUUCUCCUGCGCCUGGAGCUGCAGAUUCUCCUGCGUCUGGAGCUGCAGAUUCUCCUGCGUCUGGAGCUGCAGAUUCUCCUGCGUCUGGAGCUGCAGAUUCUCCUGCGCCUGGAGCUGCAGAUUCUCCUGCGUCUGGAGCUGCAGAUUCUCCUGCGUCUGGAGCUGCAGAUUCUCCUGCGCCUGGAGCUGCAGAUUCUCCUGCGUCUGGAGCUGCAGAUUCUCCUGCGUCUGGAGCUGCAGAUUCUCCUGCGCCUGGAGCUGCAGAUUCUCCUGCGUCUGGAGCUGCAGAUUCUCCUGCGCCUGGAGCUGCAGAUUCUCCUGCGUCUGGAGCUGCAGAUUCUCCUGCGUCUGGAGCUGCAGAUUCUCCUGCGUCUGGAGCUGCAGAUUCUCCUGCGCCUGGAGCUGCAGAUUCUCCUGCAUUCUCCUGCGCCUGGAGCUGCAGAUUCUCCUGCAUUCUCCUGCAUUCUCCUGCGUCUGGAGCUGCAGAUUCUCCUGCGUCUGGAGCUGCAGAUUCUCCUGCGUCUGGAGCUGCAGAUUCUCCUGCGUCUGGAGCUGCAGAUUCUCCUGCGCCUGGAGCUGCAGAUUCUCCUGCGUCUGGAGCUGCAGAUUCUCCUGCGUCUGGAGCUGCAGAUUCUCCUGCGCCUGGAGCUGCAGAUUCUCCUGCGUCUGGAGCUGCAGAUUCUCCUGCGCCUGGAGCUGCAGAUUCUCCUGCGUCUGGAGCUGCAGAUUCUCCUGCGUCUGGAGCUGCAGAUGAAUCUGCGUCUGGAGCUGCAGAUUCUCCUGCGCCUGGAGCUGCAGAUUCUCCUGCGCCUGGAGCUGCAGAUUCUCCUGCGUCUGGAGCUGCAGAUUCUCCUGCGUCUGGAGCUGCAGAUUCUCCUGCGUCUGGAGCUGCAGAUUCUCCUGCGCCUGGAGCUGCAGAUUCUCCUGCGCCUGGAGCUGCAGAUUCUCCUGCGUCUGGAGCUGCAGAUUCUCCUGCGUCUGGAGCUGCAGAUUCUCCUGCGUCUGGAGCUGCAGAUUCUCCUGCGUCUGGAGCUGCAGAUUCUCCUGCGUCUGGAGCUGCAGAUUCUCCUGCGUCUGGAGCUGCAGAUUCUCCUGCGUCUGGAGCUGCAGAUUCUCCUGCGCCUGGAGCUGCAGAUUCUCCUGCGUCUGGAGCUGCAGAUUCUCCUGCGUCUGGAGCUGCAGAUUCUCCUGCGUCUGGAGCUGCAGAUUCUCCUGCGUCUGGAGCUGCAGAUUCUCCUGCGUCUGGAGCUGCAGAUUCUCCUGCGUCUGGAGCUGCAGAUUCUCCUGCGUCUGGAGCUGCAGAUUCUCCUGCGCCUGGAGCUGCAGAUUCUCCUGCGUCUGGAGCUGCAGAUUCUCCUGCGCCUGGAGCUGCAGAUUCUCCUGCGUCUGGAGCUGCAGAUUCUCCUGCGUCUGGAGCUGCAGAUGAAUCUGCGUCUGGAGCUGCAGAUUCUCCUGCGCCUGGAGCUGCAGAUUCUCCUGCGUCUGGAGCUGCAGAUUCUCCUGCGUCUGGAGCUGCAGAUUCUCCUGCGCCUGGAGCUGCAGAUUUUCCUGCGUCUGGAGCUGCAGAUUCUCCUGCGCCUGGAGCUGCAGAUUCUCCUGCGCCUGGAGCUGCAGAUUCUCCUGCGCCUGGAGCUGCAGAUUCUCCUGCGCCUGGAGCUGCAGAUUCUCCUGCGUCUGGAGCUGCAGAUUCUCCUGCGUCUGGAGCUGCAGAUUCUCCUGCGCCUGGAGCUGCAGAUUCUCCUGCGUCUGGAGCUGCAGAUUCUCCUGCGUCUGGAGCUGCAGAUUCUCCUGCGCCUGGAGCUGCAGAUUCUCCUGCGCCUGGAGCUGCAGAUUCUCCUGCGUCUGGAGCUGCAGAUUCUCCUGCGUCUGGAGCUGCAGAUUCUCCUGCGUCUGGAGCUGCAGAUUCUCCUGCGCCUGGAGCUGCAGAUUCUCCUGCGUCUGGAGCUGCAGAUUCUCCUGCGCCUGGAGCUGCAGAUUCUCCUGCGUCUGGAGCUGCAGAUUCUCCUGCGCCUGGAGCUGCAGAUUCUCCUGCGCCUGGAGCUGCAGAUUCUCCUGCGUCUGGAGCUGCAGAUUCUCCUGCGCCUGGAGCUGCAGAUUCUCCUGCGUCUGGAGCUGCAGAUUCUCCUGCGUCUGGAGCUGCAGAUUCUCCUGCGUCUGGAGCUGCAGAUUCUCCUGCGUCUGGAGCUGCAGAUUCUCCUGCGCCUGGAGCUGCAGAUUCUCCUGCGUCUGGAGCUGCAGAUUCUCCUGCGUCUGGAGCUGCAGAUUCUCCUGCGCCUGGAGCUGCAGAUUCUCCUGCGCCUGGAGCUGCAGAUUCUCCUGCGUCUGGAGCUGCAGAUUCUCCUGCGUCUGGAGCUGCAGAUUCUCCUGCGUCUGGAGCUGCAGAUUCUCCUGCGCCUGGAGCUGCAGAUUCUCCUGCGCCUGGAGCUGCAGAUUCUCCUGCGUCUGGAGCUGCAGAUUCUCCUGCGCCUGGAGCUGCAGAUUCUCCUGCGUCUGGAGCUGCAGAUUCUCCUGCGUCUGGAGCUGCAGAUUCUCCUGCGUCUGGAGCUGCAGAUUCUCCCGCGUCUGGAGCUGCAGAUUCUCCCGCGUCUGGAGCUGCAGAUUCUCCCGCGUCUGGAGCUGCAGAUUCUCCCGCGUCUGGAGCUGCAGAUUCUCCUGCGUCUGGAGCUGCAGAUGAAUCUGCGUCUGGAGCUGCAGAUUCUCCUGCGCCUGGAGCUGCAGAUUCUCCUGCGUCUGGAGCUGCAGAUUCUCCUGCGUCUGGAGCUGCAGAUUCUCCUGCGCCUGGAGCUGCAGAUUUUCCUGCGUCUGGAGCUGCAGAUUCUCCUGCGCCUGGAGCUGCAGAUUCUCCUGCGCCUGGAGCUGCAGAUUCUCCUGCGCCUGGAGCUGCAGAUUCUCCUGCGCCUGGAGCUGCAGAUUCUCCUGCGUCUGGAGCUGCAGAUUCUCCUGCGUCUGGAGCUGCAGAUUCUCCUGCGCCUGGAGCUGCAGAUUCUCCUGCGUCUGGAGCUGCAGAUUCUCCUGCGUCUGGAGCUGCAGAUUCUCCUGCGUCUGGAGCUGCAGAUUCUCCUGCGUCUGGAGCUGCAGAUUCUCCUGCGCCUGGAGCUGCAGAUUCUCCUGCGCCUGGAGCUGCAGAUUCUCCUGCGUCUGGAGCUGCAGAUUCUCCUGCGCCUGGAGCUGCAGAUUCUCCUGCGCCUGGAGCUGCAGAUUCUCCUGCGCCUGGAGCUGCAGAUUCUCCUGCGUCUGGAGCUGCAGAUUCUCCUGCGUCUGGAGCUGCAGAUUCUCCUGCGCCUGGAGCUGCAGAUUCUCCUGCGUCUGGAGCUGCAGAUUCUCCUGCGUCUGGAGCUGCAGAUUCUCCUGCGUCUGGAGCUGCAGAUUCUCCUGCGCCUGGAGCUGCAGAUUCUCCUGCGCCUGGAGCUGCAGAUUCUCCUGCGUCUGGAGCUGCAGAUUCUCCUGCGUCUGGAGCUGCAGAUUCUCCUGCGCCUGGAGCUGCAGAUUCUCCUGCGCCUGGAGCUGCAGAUUCUCCUGCGUCUGGAGCUGCAGAUUCUCCUGCGUCUGGAGCUGCAGAUUCUCCUGCGUCUGGAGCUGCAGAUUCUCCUGCGCCUGGAGCUGCAGAUUCUCCUGCGUCUGGAGCUGCAGAUUCUCCUGCGCCUGGAGCUGCAGAUUCUCCUGCGUCUGGAGCUGCAGAUUCUCCUGCGCCUGGAGCUGCAGAUUCUCCUGCGCCUGGAGCUGCAGAUUCUCCUGCGUCUGGAGCUGCAGAUUCUCCUGCGCCUGGAGCUGCAGAUUCUCCUGCGUCUGGAGCUGCAGAUUCUCCUGCGCCUGGAGCUGCAGAUUCUCCUGCGUCUGGAGCUGCAGAUUCUCCUGCGUCUGGAGCUGCAGAUUCUCCUGCGCCUGGAGCUGCAGAUUCUCCUGCGUCUGGAGCUGCAGAUUCUCCUGCGUCUGGAGCUGCAGAUUCUCCUGCGUCUGGAGCUGCAGAUUCUCCCGCGUCUGGAGCUGCAGAUUCUCCCGCGUCUGGAGCUGCAGAUUCUCCCGCGUCUGGAGCUGCAGAUUCUCCUGCGUCUGGAGCUGCAGAUUCUCCUGCGUCUGGAGCUGCAGAUUCUCCUGCGCCUGGAGCUGCAGAUUCUCCUGCGUCUGGAGCUGCAGAUUCUCCUGCGUCUGGAGCUGCAGAUUCUCCUGCGUCUGGAGCUGCAGAUUCUCCUGCGCCUGGAGCUGCAGAUUCUCCUGCGUCUGGAGCUGCAGAUUCUCCUGCGUCUGGAGCUGCAGAUUCUCCUGCGUCUGGAGCUGCAGAUUCUCCUGCGUCUGGAGCUGCAGAUUCUCCUGCGCCUGGAGCUGCAGAUUCUCCUGCGCCUGGAGCUGCAGAUUCUCCUGCGUCUGGAGCUGCAGAUUCUCCUGCGUCUGGAGCUGCAGAUUCUCCUGCGUCUGGAGCUGCAGAUUCUCCUGCGCCUGGAGCUGCAGAUUCUCCUGCGUCUGGAGCUGCAGAUUCUCCUGCGUCUGGAGCUGCAGAUUCUCCUGCGCCUGGAGCUGCAGAUUCUCCUGCGUCUGGAGCUGCAGAUUCUCCUGCGUCUGGAGCUGCAGAUUCUCCUGCGUCUGGAGCUGCAGAUUCUCCUGCGUCUGGAGCUGCAGAUUCUCCUGCGCCUGGAGCUGCAGAUUCUCCUGCGCCUGGAGCUGCAGAUUCUCCUGCGUCUGGAGCUGCAGAUUCUCCUGCGUCUGGAGCUGCAGAUUCUCCUGCGUCUGGAGCUGCAGAUUCUCCUGCGCCUGGAGCUGCAGAUUCUCCUGCGUCUGGAGCUGCAGAUUCUCCUGCGUCUGGAGCUGCAGAUUCUCCUGCGCCUGGAGCUGCAGAUUCUCCUGCGUCUGGAGCUGCAGAUUCUCCUGCGCCUGGAGCUGCAGAUUCUCCUGCGUCUGGAGCUGCAGAUUCUCCUGCAUUCUCCUGCGUCUGGAGCUGCAGAUUCUCCUGCGUCUGGAGCUGCAGAUUCUCCCGCGUCUGGAGCUGCAGAUUCUCCCGCGUCUGGAGCUGCAGAUUCUCCCGCGUCUGGAGCUGCAGAUUCUCCCGCAUUCUCCUGCCUGCAGAUUCUCCUGCGCCUGGAGCUGCAGAUUCUCCUGCGCCUGGAGCUGCAGAUUCUCCUGCGUCUGGAGCUGCAGAUUCUCCUGCGUCUGGAGCUGCAGAUUCUCCUGCGCCUGGAGCUGCAGAUUCUCCUGCGUCUGGAGCUGCAGAUUCUCCUGCGUCUGGAGCUGCAGAUUCUCCUGCGCCUGGAGCUGCAGAUUCUCCUGCGUCUGGAGCUGCAGAUUCUCCUGCGUCUGGAGCUGCAGAUUCUCCUGCGUCUGGAGCUGCAGAUUCUCCUGCGCCUGGAGCUGCAGAUUCUCCUGCGUCUGGAGCUGCAGAUUCUCCUGCGUCUGGAGCUGCAGAUUCUCCUGCGUCUGGAGCUGCAGAUUCUCCUGCGUCUGGAGCUGCAGAUUCUCCUGCGCCUGGAGCUGCAGAUUCUCCUGCGCCUGGAGCUGCAGAUUCUCCUGCGUCUGGAGCUGCAGAUUCUCCUGCGUCUGGAGCUGCAGAUUCUCCUGCGCCUGGAGCUGCAGAUUCUCCUGCGUCUGGAGCUGCAGAUUCUCCUGCGUCUGGAGCUGCAGAUUCUCCUGCGUCUGGAGCUGCAGAUUCUCCUGCGUCUGGAGCUGCAGAUUCUCCUGCGUCUGGAGCUGCAGAUUCUCCUGCGUCUGGAGCUGCAGAUUCUCCUGCGUCUGGAGCUGCAGAUUCUCCUGCGUCUGGAGCUGCAGAUUCUCCUGCGCCUGGAGCUGCAGAUUCUCCUGCGCCUGGAGCUGCAGAUUCUCCUGCGUCUGGAGCUGCAGAUUCUCCUGCGUCUGGAGCUGCAGAUUCUCCUGCGUCUGGAGCUGCAGAUUCUCCUGCGUCUGGAGCUGCAGAUUCUCCUGCGUCUGGAGCUGCAGAUUCUCCUGCGUCUGGAGCUGCAGAUUCUCCUGCGCCUGGAGCUGCAGAUUCUCCUGCGCCUGGAGCUGCAGAUUCUCCUGCGUCUGGAGCUGCAGAUUCUCCUGCGUCUGGAGCUGCAGAUUCUCCUGCGUCUGGAGCUGCAGAUUCUCCCGCGUCUGGAGCUGCAGAUUCUCCCGCGUCUGGAGCUGCAGAUUCUCCCGCGUCUGGAGCUGCAGAUUCUCCUGCGUCUGGAGCUGCAGAUUCUCCUGCGUCUGGAGCUGCAGAUUCUCCUGCGUCUGGAGCUGCAGAUUCUCCUGCGUCUGGAGCUGCAGAUUCUCCUGCGCCUGGAGCUGCAGAUUCUCCUGCGCCUGGAGCUGCAGAUUCUCCUGCGUCUGGAGCUGCAGAUUCUCCUGCGUCUGGAGCUGCAGAUUCUCCUGCGCCUGGAGCUGCAGAUUCUCCUGCGCCUGGAGCUGCAGAUUCUCCUGCGUCUGGAGCUGCAGAUUCUCCUGCGUCUGGAGCUGCAGAUUCUCCUGCGCCUGGAGCUGCAGAUUCUCCUGCGCCUGGAGCUGCAGAUUCUCCUGCAUUCUCCUGCGUCUGGAGCUGCAGAUUCUCCUGCGUCUGGAGCUGCAGAUUCUCCUGCGCCUGGAGCUGCAGAUUCUCCUGCGCCUGGAGCUGCAGAUUCUCCUGCGUCUGGAGCUGCAGAUUCUCCCGCGUCUGGAGCUGCAGAUUCUCCCGCGUCUGGAGCUGCAGAUUCUCCCGCGUCUGGAGCUGCAGAUUCUCCUGCGUCUGGAGCUGCAGAUUCUCGCCACCAUCACCAACACGACAGGAGGCAGCAUUUGCUGAAACGAGUUUUGAGUCGACUCAAAACCUUUUCCCUCCUGUCCUCUCUCCCCCCUUUCCUCCGCACCACCACCACCACGACAGGAGGCUGCAUUCGCGCCCACCCUGCGGGGGCGGAGGAAGGUGCUGGUGGCAACCAACAUUGCAGAGACGUCUCUCACCAUCGAGGUGCGUGGGACUUCCCUAAUAACCUCUCUGCCGUUGAGGUGCCAUGGCGUCCAUGGCAUGUCCCUCCAUGCACCCCUGCUCAUGCCAUGCCCUCCAUGCACCCCUGCUCAUGCCAUGCCCUCCAUGCACCCCUGCUCAUGCCAUGCCCUCCAUGCACCCCUGCUCAUGCCAUGCCCUCCAUGCACCCCUGCUCAUGCCAUGCCCUCCAUGCACCCCUGCUCAUGCCAUGCCCUCCAUGCACCCCUGCUCAUGCCAUGCCCUCCAUGCACCCCUGCUCAUGCCAUGCCCUCCAUGCACCCCUGCUCAUGCCAUGCCCUCCAUGCACCCCUGCUCAUGCCAUGCCCUCCAUGCACCCCUGCUCAUGCCAUGCCCUCCAUGCACCCCUGCUCAUGCCAUGCCCUCCAUGCACCCCUGCUCAUGCCAUGCCCUCCAUGCACCCCUGCUCAUGCCAUGCCCUCCAUGCACCCCUGCUCAUGCCAUGCCCUCCAUGCACCCCUGCUCAUACCAUGCCCUCCAUGCACCCCUGCUCAUGCCAUGCCCUCCAUGCACCCCUGCUCAUGCCAUGCCCUCCAUGCACCCCUGCUCAUGCCAUGCCCUCCAUGCACCCCUGCUCAUGCCAUGCCCUCCAUGCACCCCUGCUCAUGCCAUGCCCUCCAUGCACCCCUGCUCAUGCCAUGCCCUCCAUGCACCCCUGCUCAUGCCAUGCCCUCCAUGCACCCCUGCUCAUGCCAUGCCCUCCAUGCACCCCUGCUCAUGCCAUGCCCUCCAUGCACCCCUGCUCAUGCCAUGCCCUCCAUGCACCCCUGCUCAUGCCAUGCCCUCCAUGCACCCCUGCUCAUGCCAUGCCCUCCAUGCACCCCUGCUCAUGCCAUGCCCUCCAUGCACCCCUGCUCAUGCCAUGCCCUCCAUGCACCCCUGCUCAUGCCAUGCCCUCCAUGCACCCCUGCUCAUGCCAUGCCCUCCAUGCACCCCUGCUCAUGCCAUGCCCUCCAUGCACCCUGCUCAUGCCAUGCCCUCCAUGCACCCCUGCUCAUGCCAUGCCCUCCAUGCACCCCUGCUCAUGCCAUGCCCUCCAUGCACCCCUGCUCAUGCCAUGCCCUCCAUGCACCCCUGCUCAUGCCAUGCCCUCCAUGCACCCUGCUCAUGCCAUGCCCUCCAUGCACCCCUGCUCAUGCCAUGCCCUCCAUGCACCCCUGCUCAUGCCAUGCCCUCCAUGCACCCCUGCUCAUGCCAUGCCCUCCAUGCACCCCUGCUCAUGCCAUGCCCUCCAUGUACCCUGCUCAUGCCAUGCCCUCCAUGCACCCCUGCUCAUGCCAUGCCCUCCAUGCACCCCUGCUCAUGCCAUGCCCUCCAUGCACCCCUGCUCAUGCCAUGCCCUCCAUGCACCCCUGCUCAUGCCAUGCCCUCCAUGCACCCCUGCUCAUGCCAUGCCCUCCAUGCACCCCUGCUCAUGCCAUGCCCUCCAUGCACCCCUGCUCAUGCCAUGCCCUCCAUGCACCCCUGCUCAUGCCAUGCCCUCCAUGCACCCCUGCUCAUGCCAUGCCCUCCAUGCACCCCUGCUCAUGCCAUGCCCUCCAUGCACCCCUGCUCAUGCCAUGCCCUCCAUGCACCCCUGCUCAUGCCAUGCCCUCCAUGCACCCCUGCUCAUGCCAUGCCCUCCAUGCACCCCUGCUCAUGCCAUGCCCUCCAUGCACCCCUGCUCAUGCCAUGCCCUCCAUGCACCCCUGCUCAUGCCAUGCCCUCCAUGCACCCCUGCUCAUGCCAUGCCCUCCAUGCACCCCUGCUCAUGCCAUGCCCUCCAUGCACCCCUGCUCAUGCCAUGCCCUCCAUGCACCCCUGCUCAUGCCAUGCCCUCCAUGCACCCCUGCUCAUGCCAUGCCCUCCAUGCACCCCUGCUCAUGCCAUGCCCUCCAUGCACCCCUGCUCAUGCCAUGCCCUCCAUGCACCCCUGCUCAUGCCAUGCCCUCCAUGCACCCCUGCUCAUGCCAUGCCCUCCAUGCACCCCUGCUCAUGCCAUGCCCUCCAUGCACCCCUGCUCAUGCCAUGCCCUCCAUGCACCCCUGCUCAUGCCAUGCCCUCCAUGCACCCCUGCUCAUGCCAUGCCCUCCAUGCACCCCUGCUCAUGCCAUGCCCUCCAUGCACACCUGCUCAUGCCAUGCCCUCCAUGCACCCCUGCUCAUGCCAUGCCCUCCAUGCACCCCUGCUCAUGCCAUGCCCUCCAUGCACCCCUGCUCAUGCCAUGCCCUCCAUGCACCCCUGCUCAUGCCAUGCCCUCCAUGCACCCCUGCUCAUGCCAUGCCCUCCAUGCACCCCUGCUCAUGCCAUGCCCUCUCUCCCUCAAGGCUGCUUGUAUGUUUGUCGUACCGAUUGUGGCUUAUGGAUGGCUCUGCUCCUCUCCCCCCUGCAGGGCAUAG
Molecule: messenger RNA, 13089 nt
Organism: Closterium sp. Yama58-4
Lineage: Eukaryota; Viridiplantae; Streptophyta; Zygnematophyceae; Desmidiales; Closteriaceae
Source: the annotation of a GenBank genome assembly